CACACACACACACACACAAAAGUUUCGAGUCCACUGUGAGCCUGAAGAGUUACUCCAGCAAUUCUGUUGCUCUGGUUUAGUUGUGGUGGGUGCUGUGGCGCCUGCGCAGUGGGAUGAGCUGGGCAGUGAACGGGCUGAGUAAAGCUGGAACCUCUGCUCUCACUCAGGCAGCUGUCACUGUGGAAGGAGCUGGGAAGAAGUGAAGCCCCUUCCCCUUGAGGGGGGGAAAAGACACACAGUGACACCGUGAGUCCAAAUGGUGUAGCUGUCUCCUGGGGAAGAAAAGUCAGUACGGGCCACUCUGCAUUUCCAUGCAAGCUGCAGGCGUGCAGAAGAACUACAUGGUUAUUAUGUAAUGGCGACCAGUGUCUGAUAUUUCUGCAGUCAUGUCAUUAGCAGAAAUGGAUCUUGUGACUGUUUUGGAGCAGCUACGUGAUGCAAGAUACAUCAAAGUGAGAUAUUCUUGGAGCAUAUAUCAGACACAUACAAUGUACUGCUACAGAGUUGGAAUCUUUCCCUGAGGUUGAGAAAGGUCAUAUACAGAGGUCAGUCUCGCUAAACUCUGAAGCCAUCCCAGAUACCGCUGAGAAUGUCAGGCCUGGUUGAGCUGCAGCGAGGGAGUUUUUUUAAGCUAAUUGACACACUUGCCAUAGAGAUUGGAGAACUGAAGAUGGGCCAUUCCAUUCCUGACUUGGAUGAAGAUGCUCAGUACGCCCAGUGGUUGAGAGCACAAGGGGACAUGGAUUAUGACUAUCAGCAAGAAGAAGCUGCUAGGUGCUGGAUGAGGGAUUCUGGCUAUGAAAGCUUCUUAUGUAACCUCAGCAUCUUUGAUCGGCUUCUGCACACCCAUCCAGUCUGGCUGCAUCUCACUCUGAGCGAUGAGGACGCGCUGCGCAUUUUGCAGCCUGAGGAUGCUGGGAUCUUUCUGGUCCGGAGAUCGUGCAGGACACAGAAGAAGAUUAUAUCCAUGCGUUUGCCUGAGUCGGGAUCUCAUUUUGUUCAAGAUUUUCCAAUAAAGGAAAGCCAGUAUACUUUCUCACUCGAAGGAUCCUGCUUGAGCUUUGCAGAUUUAUUCAGGCUCAUCGCUUUCUACUGUAUCAGCAGGGAUGUGCUGCCUUUCCCUUUAAAGUUGCCUCACGGAAUCACAACUGCCAAGACUGAGACAGAGCUGGAAGCAAUUGCAUUCCUGGGUCUGGAGUUCUGGAGUUCUCCCGUGUACAAGAGAGUUGCCAAGAGUUCUGCACCUCCUACUAGUCCCCUCAAUGCAUGCAGCGUGAGCACGGGAACGAAGCGCACCCCGCUCUUAAAUGGAGUGCAUUCCAUACAAACGCGGACGCCUUCAGAGCUGGAGUGCAGCCAGACCAAUGGUGCUUUAUGCUUUAUAAACCCUCUGUUCUUGGAGGUGCACAGCAAAGACGCUAACGGCAGCCUCAAAAGGCAGGCUGCCAAAUCCACGGAGACGGGCCGGCCCUAUUCUGUACCGGCUCGACCCCCGCCGCCCCGGCUGCCCGUGAACAUGGAGCAGACCCAGAGCCCUGCAGCCGACGACGACGACGAUGGGAACGCGGGCCACUGCAAACAGCCCGAGGCCAAAGCGGUUCCCAUCCCGCCGCCCCGCAUCAAGAAACAAGCCAGCGGCGGUGAGGUGGAGAGGGGCUCGGCACCUCUCCUGGGAGCCGCCCAGAAACCGGCAGCAGUGGGAGGGGAGGAGGCAGGCGCCGGCAGCAAGAACGAAGCUGCUUGCCCCACCAGCCCAGCGCUGCAAAGCAAAGGCAAGCAGCGCCUCAGCGACCUGAGCAUGUCCACCACCUCCACCGAGUCCGAUUCCAGCACCAUGGAGGUGAAACGUGAUUGCCCUUCCAGCCUGGAAGGGGACACCAACAGCAGCCUGGAGGAUUCCGACGCAGACAGCGACCAGGAGGUCCUGCCCCCUCCCUGCGUCCCCAAGAAGAAGAGGCACGCUUCCUUCGUCUUCCCCAAGAUCGUCAAGUCCCACAUCCAGAAGGUCAGCGGCGUCUUCAGCUCGUUCAUGACCCCGGAGAAAAGGAUGGUGAAGAAAAUCGCCGAGAUGUCCCAGGACAAGCGCACCUACUUCGGCUGCCUGAUUCAGGACUACAUCAGCUUCUUCAAGGAGAACAAAGACUGCCACGUCUCCAGCACUGACAUGUUGCUCACUGUCCGCCAGUUCAUGACCCAGGUUAAAAGUUACUUGCUCCAGAGCUCGGAGUUGGACCCACCAAUAGAAACCCUCAUCCCAGAAGAUGAAAUAGAUUUUGUUUUGGAAAAAGCAAUGCACAAAUGCAUUCUGAAGCCCCUGAAAUCAUACAUCUAUGCGACUUUGAAACAAUUCCAUGUGUCCGAUGGCUCCUGGAAGCAGCUGAAAGAGAACCUGGUGUCUGUUAAACAGAAAGUCCCUCAGGAGCUAGGAGUAGAUGCUGCAGUCCCUGAUACUGUCACCUUGGACAAAAUAAAGCACAAGUUUUCAAAUAUGCACAAGGCCUACUCUCCUGAGAAGAAGGUGUGUCUGCUACUAAGGGUCUGUAAAGUUAUCUACAGUGUUAUGGAAAACAACUCAGGAAGGUUAUAUGGGGCUGAUGACUUCCUGCCUAUGCUGACCUAUAUAGUAGCCCAGUGUGACAUGCCAGAGUUGGAGAUUGAGAUUGAAUACAUGAUGGAAUUGUUGGACCCAUCACUACUGCAUGGCGAAGGCGGCUACUAUCUGACCAGUGUAUAUGGAGCCCUCUCACUAAUAAAGAAUUUCCAAGAAGAUCAGGCAGCCAAGUUAUUGAGCUCACAAACCAGGAAUACUCUAAACCAGUGGCACAAGAGAAGGACAGCAGACAGCAGAACAGCUCCUUCAGUCGAAGACUUUCAAAACUACCUGCGUGUGGCCUUCAACAACACGACAAGCGGUUGCACGGCCAAGACGUUACUGGUGAGACCAUUUACCACAACACAGGAGCUAUGUGACCUCUGUGCAGCCAAAUUCCAGGUUCAGGACACUGAAAACUACAGCCUCUUCCUUCUCAUUAAUGACACCUGGCAGCAGUUGGCUCCUGACACCUUCCCACAGAAAAUCAAGGCAGAGCUGCAUAGUAGACCUCAGUCGCAGAUGUUUUAUUUUGUCUACAAGCGCCUUCACGGUGACCUUCCCAACAAUGCCAUUGAGAACAGCAACAUGGCUCCAGAAGAAUGCAGCGUCACCUGUUAAACAAUGAGACCUAUCCACUGCUUUCAUAUCAUCGGGCAUCUUGGACGUUGUCUCAACUUUUAUGUUAAUUAGUUUUUGUAGCAUGCCAGGGAUAUAUAUUCUUACAACCCAGUAAACCUUCAUAGGUGAACCAUUGCUGACGUCCUUGGAAGUGGGCGUGUGUGUAACACUUGGCUAAAGACGCAGCUGGUUAUUGGGGUUUUGCAUUGUAUUGCAAUGGAUAUUCACUCUGUGCGUGACAAAGUCCAGUCAGAUGCAAUGCAUCAGUGAGAACUGUCACAGUAGCUGGAUGAUUUGCAUCCUACUCAUAAAGACUGAACAAGUGGGAAUAAAAUCAGUUUGGGCGCAGGCUGCAUAAAUGGUUUUAUGUUUAUAGGAAGACUGUGUUUCUGUGGAUCCCAGAGACAUUAAUUUGGUAGCAGUUGCUGGUUAACUGAAAUUUUUUUUAAAGUUAUUUUUUUAAGCCAGAAAUGAUUAUUCUUGUAAACAUCUGGGCAUAUAAUUGAAAUAAGUGUUGGGUUCUUUUUGUAGUUUUUUUUUAAUUAUUCACACACUAUGCCGAUGGAUUAUUUUUUAUCUCGAGCAUAAGGUAUUUGCUUGAUAAAUGAAAUUGUUUGUUGAAUCAUUUACAACACCGCUGUUGUAGUGUUGUGUUUUAUACUGUUGCAAUGUUUCCUGAUCAGCAGCACCAUCUGUGCCCUUGUUAUUCAGUUCCAAAUGAGGUGCAGCAUCACCCGCGUCAAAUAUUCAGCAAUAUGGCCUGUGUAGGUUGCGUGUGUUUACUGCUCCAUGGCGUCCAAUCCCACACCUCCUUUUCAUAAAGCAAAUACUGUGGCCAGUCCUCGGCACCACCCAUUAAAAAGGGUGGCCAGGCCUCCAAGGGAGUGUGAAAGACAUUUGCUAGAAGGUUAGCAGGGACGUGGGAGUUAAGCUUUGUGGACAGUCUGGAGACACUGCAGUUAUUCUUUUUAGAGCAGGAAAGGUUAAAGGGGCAGUUGAUGGGAGGUGUUCGAAAAUGCAAAGGGCUGACGAGGAGAGAAUGUACCGUGUGAUAGAACAGUUUGAUAAACAAACCACGGAGUUAAACUAAUCAGGACUUGGUGAGAGGACAGCUCAGCCGCAUGAAGGCACGAGAAAUUACUGGGCAAGUUGUUCUGAUCUGGAACCGACUGUUUGAAAAGAGUCACGCAAAGAGAAUCAACAGGAACUUGAUAAAUAGGAAACUGGAAAGAUUUAUGUGACGAUGAGAGAGGACUGGGACCAAUUGGACAGCUCUUUCGAUGGGCGAGUACAGGCCAAAUGGCUUUGUGCCCUCCUGUGUAAUUCUACAAUUCUGUGAAAUAGUUUGAAGAGGGUCAGUGGUGUGGGAAGUGGUGAAAGUGUGGGAGUUAUGGAAUAUUGUUGAACUGGAACUGUGCUCUGUAUCCAGUGUGCACCAUAUCUGAGUGGGGAGUGUUUGUCCAUUGAAGCUGGAUGCUCAAAAUGGUAGUGUUGCACUUCUGAGAAUUAUCUGUCCCUCCCCUUAUUGAGGACCAAAUAAAUGUUAUUGUUCUGGCCUCACAGUGUAGGGAAAAGCUCUAGUGUUAUAGUUAAAGGUGGGCCACAGAAGGUUGACUCAAAGAGGGAGAGACAGCAUGCAAUAUAAAAGGGAAAUAAAAGGACAUUUGAUUAUAGCAAGAUUGAAGGUAGAGUGGACUAGCAGUAUUGAAAGUAAACCUGACCAUUUUAUCGCUAAUGGAAUCCACCCACGCAUUCUCAGUGGAGCUGUUAGAUGGUGGGCAGACUUGGAAAGACAUAUUGAUUUUUUUUACUGUGUUUAUGUUUAGUUGCUACAUCAUUGUGUUUACAUUACUGUAUCUUCACUGCACUCAACUGUCACAUAAACAUUCCAUGCUAACUUUUAUUACAGUGAGAUUACCUUUUAGGUAACCCACAUGAUGCCCUGUAGAAAAUAGUGUCCUUUUGCAUUUUGUGUCUGUAAUUUUGAGGGCCCACUUCUGUAAGUUGGCUGUCAAUGGUUUUGCAUAAAUACAUUGUGAAAUGCCACGUAGUAUUUGUUGUCAGAGCAGUGCUUUUUAACCCACUGAGGUGUGUGUUGGAAUCCAGCCCAGGAACUGUUCAUCUCCUUCGAUGAACCCUCAGCCUCCAACAGUUAAAUGAUUUUUAAGGCGGUCAUUUAACUGCACAAAAACCUACAAACAGAUUGGAAUUCAGCGACUAGGAUAUUGCAAGGUCUGCAGAUGCUGGAAGUCAGAGUCGAUAAAAGGUGGAGCUGGAGGAGCACAGCAGGUCAUCAGUCCUGAAGGGUCCUGACCUGAAAACAUUGGUUUUCCUGCUCCUCUGAUAUUGUCUGACCUGCUGCAGUCCUCCAGCUCCAUGUUUUAUCAAACAGAUUGGAAUUUAUGUCAGUGGUCUCACUGGAGCAGCAUAGAGGAUGGUGAAUGGGAAAUGGAAAUCUUCACAAAGGGACUGUUCUGAUGUUUGCAUUGGAACACAGGACAGUCUUCAACAGUAAAUUCUCCUGCCCAAGCAGCACCUAGAUCUCCAGUUAUGGACAAUCCUAGGGGUAAAUCCCAGCACUGGCGGUGGCAGCAGGAAAAUCAGGAAUAUCUUGCACCUGGGACGUAGGGACUUAGUCAUAAAAUGAGUCGGAGAACUUGCCUGAAGUAUAGUUCCUUUGAGUGGAGUGGGAUGUGUGCAGGGAAGAAGUGAGUGAAGCAGUGUUAAGGUUCACGUGGAGAUCUUCAGUGCAGUCCAAAGGAGCCUUUGCCCCUGGAGUUUUGAGGACCAUCCUCACUCAGUACCAUUGACUGCCACUGCACUUUGGCAGCUGUAGUCAGCACAGCCUCUGGUUAAAGAGACAGCAGGCCAGCUGUGCCCACUUCUAACCCAAUAAGCAUGAGUCAGAUUGAACUGUCCUUUUUUGGCAGAUGCCAGCAGGCUAUGCCCUGACAGGAAAUCCAGAGGGCAGCAGAAAAAAGCUCACAGCUUACCAACUGUUCUUUUCGCCGGACCACAGAAUACUCGCUCCUCAGGCAUACACAUUAAAAAAAUUGAGCCUAUUGCACUGGGAGGAGAUUUUGUGUGAUACCUGAGCUGGGUGCCCUUUGAAAGCAUUUCUGACAUUAAAACCUUCUGAUGAUCUAGAAACAAACCAGGGAGUGCACACUGGCCUGUUUCUCCAGUCUUAAUUCCCAGUGGAUUUAUCAUGAUGAAGGAGAGAUCUGAAGAAAAGACAAUGAAACAAGUUGAAGCUGAGGGAAAAUAGAAAGCCACUAAGCAACAUUGGGGAUGGGGCUUCUCUAGAGGCAGCUCAGUUAAUUUGAAGUGGAUAAGGUGGUCAUGAAGGCGUACAGCUUGCCUUCAGCCAGGGCAUUGAAUGUAAAAUUUGGCUAGUUAUGUUACAGCUGUAUAAAAUUUUAGUUAGGCCACAUAUGGAGUAAUGCAUACCGUUCCAGUCUCCACUUCACCAGAAGGACCUCGAUGCUUUGGAGUGGGUGCAGAGAGGGUUUACCAGGAUGUUGCCUGUUCCAGAAGGUUUUAGUGGAGAGAUUGGAUAACAUCUGGCAGUUUUCACUGGAAAAACGGAGGCUGAGUGGUGACCUGAUAAGAGGCCUACAAAAUUGUGAGGGGCAUAGCGCGGGUGGAUGGUCAGAGGCUUUUUCUCAGGGUGGAAUUGUCAACUACAAGAGGGAACAGGUUCAAGGUGAGAGGAGGAAAGUUUUCAGAGUUGUGGAUGCCUGGAACACAGCUAGCGGAGAUGGUGGAAGCAGGCACGUUAGCAAUGUAUAAGGCAUAUCUUGUAGAAACCACACAUUGGCAAUAAGUAGUGGAUCUAAAUAAGGACCUUGAAUGGGUGCAGGCUUGGUGGGUAUACGGGCCUCUUCCUGUGCUGUAUUGUAUUGACAUGAAGUGGCCAGUUCACGUGCAGCCGAAGAAUAGUGUCUGUACAAUCUGCAUUUGGGUUUUUUUUGGCCUGUUAUGCCGUAGAUUUGUCAUUGCAUCAAAAAUGAGCCUCCCAAAUGCAACAAGGUUUAAGACCAAACUCUUAAACUGAAGAAAGUAAAGGACCAAUGAGACUUUUUAAGGAGAUUGUAUGUGCUAAUGUAAACAAUCCCACUCCUGAAUUACACGUUUCAGGUUUUUUCUCUCUCUCUCUGGCCCCUUGAGAACAUUAGUAUCAUAAUCUUUAAUUUUUGAAUUUAAUUCCCCCAGCUUUUCUUAUAAAUCCAGAAAAUAAUUUAUUCAACAUCGUUGUAUGUCUCUAAUUCGGCUGAUCUGGUUGGUGAUCACCCCUCUUCGAAAAUGCAGUUGUUUAGGCCAGUAAGACACUGCAUGGUUCAGUGCGUGGACCGUCCUGAUAGUGCUGGUAGGUUGUGAUGUUGACAAAUGACUAAAUUGAGGAACCAUAGUCCCUGGGACUGUGUUGUUCUUGUACAAGCUGUAUUUGAUACCAUUCUGGGUUCCUUUACAAGCUGAUGGUUAUAGAGUGACAAAAUACCUUUGACAGCGGUCUAGGUUCCAAAUGAUGUCCUUUGAGUUCCACUUUAUCAUUCGGCAAUUCCAAGUCAGAAAACACAUCCUGGUUUCAUGCUCCUAAACUUGUUUGAUACGCCUCUGGUAGGAUUAGGUAUUACAUGAAGCAAUAGCGUUUUUACGACCACUGGUAAACCAAAUCCUCUGUUGUAGUGAUGCAGAUGAACCACAUUGAAUGCAUUAACUUGUGCAGAGCAAAAAUUGCCGAUUACCAGUCUUAGAACAGGUUAUACUACUGCGUAUUAUGGGAACAAAUUGUGCCCUGGGAAUUGCUUACAUACAAUUUACAUGUGAGUAGAUUACCUUUUUAAUGACAUGACAUUUUGUAUAUAGUUUAGAACAGUAUUAAGAAUUUGUAUACUGGUAUGGCAGUAAUAUUUUGGGUCUACCCCAAAAUACCACUAUACUUUAUUAGCAUACUGCCUGUAUUCUGUACAACUGAAACAUUGUAUGUCACACGUAAUA
Molecule: messenger RNA, 8212 nt
Organism: Stegostoma tigrinum
Lineage: Eukaryota; Metazoa; Chordata; Chondrichthyes; Orectolobiformes; Stegostomatidae
Product: ras and Rab interactor 2-like
Exons: 14
Coding region: 590-3211 (873 amino acids)
Biological process (GO): vesicle-mediated transport; signal transduction
Cellular component (GO): cytosol; endocytic vesicle
Molecular function (GO): guanyl-nucleotide exchange factor activity; small GTPase binding
Source: RefSeq, a predicted model, not a curated record